This is a messenger RNA of Symsagittifera roscoffensis, 1494 nucleotides long. RefSeq lists its product as uncharacterized. Bases 1 to 1494 code for a protein of 497 amino acids. The transcript has 10 exons. The record is from RefSeq and is a predicted model, not a curated record. Lineage: Eukaryota; Metazoa; Xenacoelomorpha; Acoela; Convolutidae.
AUGAUAAAGAGCAAGCGGCCGGUGCCCCUGCACCCAUUCAUUCUGACUCCCCCCUCGCACAGCCAGUGUGUGUCUCUACACGAGAUGUUCUGUCCAAUCACGAAACAGCUCAAAGUGGCCUGUUUCUGCUUCACAUGUCUACUCAAAAGGGCCAUGAUGAAAGGCAACGUGAAGAUCAGUGACGAGAUGAUGGGGAAGAGGGAAGAUUACUGCAGAUGCUGCAAGUGUGUUGAGAGAUACAGACAGGAGGGCACAUUGUCCUACAUACAGGACAACGAAUUCAGAGACCCAACUAACCCACAACAUCCCCAACAUUCAAGUCAGAUGUCUCACCGGCACCACAGAAGCACAGGGGGAAGGGGCGGUGAUGGGGGUUCGAGGGGGGAGGAGUACUACAGCUACUAUGGGGGGUUCGAUGAGGAGCACCAGUUCCUGACCCCCAACAGCAGACUCUACUACGGGGGCAGCCAGUUGUCGUCCACUGACUCCGAGUUCUACCGUGAAGGGGAAGGAGAGGGGGAGGAGAGUGUGUUUGGGGAGAUACAGCAGCCAUACAAGGAAGAUGGGGAGGACGAAGACGACAACGAAGAGGAUUCACGAGGGCGGAAGAAGUCGACUGUCGGUGGCUUGAAGAGCAGCAAAAAGAACAAGUCCAGAUCCACUCUCAACACGAACACGAAGAAGACGAACAAGAGAGACACUAGAGAAACUUCGAGAGACAGAAGUGAAGACGAGGAUGACGAGGAAGAGAAGAGUGAGUCAUCGGGGGGAGAGAAUGAUGAGUCACGUGAAUCGGAAGAGAAGGCAAGAGACGGCACUUCGGCAGGGGAUUCGAAGACGAAGAAGAAGGCGAAGAAAGAGAAGAAAAAGAGCAAGAAGGAUGAAAAGACAGCAAAGAACAAGACGGAGAAGACAACGAACAAGGACACAACAAGGAUUGGGGGCACAACUAACAAGAGAACAGCCAGUAAGGCUACUAAGACAGCGAGGGGGGCUCAGACAGCCACUGCCAGAGGGGGAACAGCGGCGACUGCCACUCAAACUAUGCGGAGUAUGAGAGCGAGCGAAGGCACACAGACCACUCAGAGACUGCAGACCACAAACACUACUGGGGGUGCGGGGAGUAGACCGAGACAUAUGAGACAGCAGAAUAAGAAGAGACAUCAGCAGGGGGGUCUGGAUGACAUUAGAGAAGAGGGAAGCAGCUAUGUGAGCAGCAACAACGCUUCGAAGGAAGACGACCCCUACUCACACACUCAGUAUGGGGGGAGGGGGUCUCAAGCACAACAACAUAGCAAAGAACAGGUAGAUGCUGUGAGCAAUCAAAUCUACAAGCAGAUUGGAAUUGAGAAGACAUAUGGUGGCCAGAAGCAGAUUUACGGCCACGAUAUUAAGACGUAUGGUCAGCAGCAGCAGCAGGGACAAGCAAGGGGCAAAUACGAGGACGACAGGAUCACAGCAGAGGAGCCUCUGUUCCUUGAUUACCCGACGUAG